Lontra canadensis (Northern American river otter) is the source of this 2738-nucleotide messenger RNA. It is a transcript of the gene NACC2, whose product is annotated as NACC family member 2. Bases 495 to 2255 code for a protein of 586 amino acids. Gene Ontology annotation, biological process: regulation of transcription by RNA polymerase II. The record is from RefSeq and is a predicted model, not a curated record. NCBI's taxonomy places the organism in Eukaryota, Metazoa, Chordata, Mammalia, Carnivora, Mustelidae. Gene Ontology annotation, molecular function: protein binding; RNA polymerase II cis-regulatory region sequence-specific DNA binding; DNA-binding transcription factor activity, RNA polymerase II-specific. The transcript is spliced from 6 exons.
CACUGCGGUGAGUCAUCAAAGUCUGUCUUGUACCAACACCCGGAGCGUGCAUUCCUGUGGCACCAGCACUCCACUGUUGUGAAAGCCGGGGCUGGAGCUGGCAUUUACUGGGCUCCCAAAUCAAAGGCGGCAUUCAUUCCGGAGAGCCGCCCGAAUGUCCGUCUGCAUCCGGCCUCUGCAUUUAGAUGCUGUGCGCUGCCCCGGGAGCCGGGCUGGGUGCAGCUGAGCUGCGGCCGCGAGCCCGGCGCCCAGACUCCCUGCCCUGCUCCCUCCUCCUCCCUCCUCCUCCUCCUCCUCCUCCUCUCCCGGCUCCGCGCGCCCUCCCCACCCCAAGGGCUCCCGCUCCGUUUGCUGCAUUCCCGGAGCAGCUGGCGAGCCUGCCCCUGCCAGGCUGAGCGGGCAGUGCCGGGCCCCCGGCGGCUGCCGCCCAAGAUGUGCCCCCCUCGGGCGCUUCCGCGCUGAGUGUGAGGCGAGCCCUCCAGCGCCUGCCCACCAUGUCGCAGAUGCUGCACAUCGAGAUCCCCAACUUCGGGAACACCGUGCUCGGCUGCCUCAACGAGCAGCGCCUGCUGGGCCUCUACUGUGAUGUGUCCAUCGUGGUCAAAGGCCAGGCUUUCAAGGCCCACCGGGCCGUCCUGGCCGCCAGCAGCCUCUACUUCCGGGACCUGUUCAGCGGCAACAGCAAGAGCGCCUUUGAGCUGCCGGGCACCGUGCCGCCCGCCUGCUUCCAGCAGAUCCUGUCCUUCUGCUACACGGGCAGGCUGACCAUGGCGGCCAGCGAGCAGCUCGUGGUCAUGUACACGGCCGGGUUCCUGCAGAUCCAGCACAUCGUGGAGCGCGGCACGGACCUCAUGUUCAAGGUGAGCUCGCCCCACUGUGACUCGCAGACCGCCAUGAUCGAGGACGCCAGCUCGGAGCCCCAGAGCCCUUGCACCCAGCUGCAGCCGGCCGCCCCCGCAGCCCCCCCCUACGUCGUGUCCCCCUCCGUGCCCAUCCCGCUGCUGACCCGCGUGAAGCAUGAAGCCACGGAGCUGCCGCCGGCCGCCGGCCCGGGCCUGGCCCCCAAGCGCCCGCUGGAGACGGGGCCCCGGGAUGGCACGACGGUGGCGGCGGGUGCCACGGCGGUGGGCGCAGCCCCGCUCAAGCUGCCCCGGGUGUCCUACUACGGGGUGCCCAGCCUGGCCACCCUCAUCCCCAGCAUCCAGCAGGUGCCCUACUCCCAGGGAGAGCGGACCAGCCCGGGGGCCAGCAGCCUGCCCACCACCGACAGCCCCACCUCUUACCACAACGAGGAGGACGAGGAGGACGACGAGGCCUAUGACACGAUGGCAGAGGAGCAGUUCGGCCAGAUGUACAUCAAGGCCACGGGCAGCUAUGCAGUGCAAGAGAAGCCGGAGCCCGUGCCCCUGGAGAGCCGCUCCUGCGUCCUCAUCCGCCGUGACCUUGUGGCCCUACCUGCCAGCCUCAUCAGCCAGAUCGGGUACCGCUGCCACCCCAAGCUGUACUCGGAAGGGGACCCCGGCGAGAAGCUGGAGCUGGUGGCAGGCUCCGGGGUCUACAUCACGCGCGGUCAGCUCAUGAACUGCCACCUGUGUGCGGGCGUGAAGCACAAGGUCCUGCUGCGGCGCCUGCUGGCCACCUUCUUCGACAGGAACACCCUGGCCAACAGCUGCGGCACAGGCAUCCGCUCCUCCACGAGCGACCCCAGCCGCAAGCCUCUGGACAGCCGGGUUCUGAACGCUGUGAAACUGUACUGCCAGAGCUUCGCCCCCAGCUUCAAGGAGAGCGAGAUGAAUGUCAUCGCUGCGGACAUGUGCACCAACGCCCGCCGUGUCCGCAAGCGCUGGCUGCCCAAGAUCAAGUCAAUGCUGCCCGAGGGCGUGGAGAUGUACCGCACGGUCAUGGGCUCCUCGGCGGCCGGUGUGCCCCUCGACCCCGACUUCCCGCCCGCCGCAGCGCAGGUGUUCGAGCAGCGCAUCUACGCGGAGCGGCGGGGGGACGCGGCCACCAUCGUGGCUCUGAGGACUGACGCCGUGAACGUCGACCUGAGCGCCGCCGCCCACCCGGGCUUCGACGUGGCCGAGGAGGUGGACGGGGCUGGCUCGGUCAUCCAGGAGGUGGCCGCGCCUGAGCCGCCGCCCGCCGCGGCCCCGAGCCCCCCGCAGCCCUUCGAGCAGGCGGGCGCGAGCUCCAGCCGGCCACAGACGCCCGCAGCGCCUCGGAGACCGGAGGCGUCCUACGCGGGGACCUUGUAGAGGGGCCGCCGGGAGGCUCGCGGCCGGUACUAAAGCUGCUUGCAUGCGUUACUAAUACAAACAGAUGUGAUCAAGCCACUUACUACGGAACUGCUACUGUUGCCUGAAAAAAAUGUGAUUUUUAUCCUGCUUGUAUUUAAAGUUUAUGAAGGAAACAAAUGCAUUCGUUAUACUGUAAAGGGUUAGUCCGCUGGUGACCUAGUUGCGAGGAAGGUCCCAGGGCUCCUUUGAUACCUGCGAGGUUCGUCUCCAGGCUGUGGGCCUCUGACCCCGCUCCGGGAGGGGCGAGAGCCUGCGGUCCCCAGUGCCUGGGAGCCGGAUCGGGGGUCCUGUGGCCUGGGGCCCAUCUCCCGACCCUCGCUGCUCACUCGGGGGACCCCACCCACCCUUUGGGGCCAGGGGCCAGGGCUGGGCCCUCAGGGGCCAAACUCCUCCUUUUCCCUUAUUCCUGAGACUCGCGGGUCAGGCCUGCCGGGCCGGCCG